Procambarus clarkii (red swamp crayfish) is the source of this 2732-nucleotide messenger RNA. The record is from RefSeq and is a predicted model, not a curated record. NCBI's taxonomy places the organism in Eukaryota, Metazoa, Arthropoda, Malacostraca, Decapoda, Cambaridae.
GCAGCGGCCGCAGUGUUGCGUCAGCCGGUUGGGGAGGAGGGUGUGCGGCUUGGCUCUCUCCCUCCCUCAUUCUGCUCCCGUCGUGAGUGAUUCCACUCGUGCUUCAGCUUCACCCUCGUACCAAGUGCUUCACUCAUUUGCUGCUUUUGUCUAUUCUGGAGUGAAAUUUCCACCGCUACACUGUCCUUAGUGUUACCAUUGGAAUUGUGACACACAUGCAGACUGGUUGACCCUGAGUGACGUCUCCCCUGAUGGCGGCCACCGACACCCUCAACCUGACCCCCACCGUGACCUUGGAGGACGUGGGGGAGGACCUGGCCAAUCAGAGCACGUUGACGGCGUGGUCGCAGCAGACGGUGGAGGCCGGGGUGGCGGCGGAGGUGACGGCGGUGGUGGUGCUGGUGGUGGGGGUGGUGGGGAACGUGGUGGUGAUGGGGGUGUUCCUGGGGCGGCCAUGUGGGCGCACCCCCAUGCAGGUUGACCGUGUCGUGGGGCUCCUGGCACUGAUGGGACUGCUCACCACCCUCGCCUCCGUCCCCUUCCACAUCGCAUCCUUCCUCACAGGGGAGUACCCGGCGCGAGGGUCACUGUGCCAAGUACAAGGCUUCCUCCUCAACCUGCUCUGUCUGCUCUCCCUCUGGUACACCGCCGUGCUCGCUGUCGAGAGAUACGUGAAGUUCGCCUCGCCGCACGAGCACACGCUGACCUUCUCGCUGCUCAACCUGAACGUGGUGCUGUGCGGCGUCCUGGUCCUCCUCCUCAUCGAGGUCUCUGGCCCCAUCUAUGGCUGGGCCGAGUAUGGCUACGUCUCAGACUGUGGAGUAUGCGUGCUGGACCCCGUGUCGACGCACAUUCUGACCUACACAGUGAUCCAGACGGCGUGCUACGUUAGCCUGCCGGUGCUGAUCACGGUGUGUGCCGCCCUCUGCAUCCUGCACCGGUGUUGCACCGACCCCGGCCCCCUCACUCAGGGCUCCCAGGUGCUCAAAUCUGGCGCGGGAAUGAGCGUGUUGUGCGGAGCCAUGCUGCUGUGUGCACUGCUCAUGCUGCCCUACCACGUGCUGCUCAUGCUCCAGGCCUCCCAGCGCCAGAUUCCAGUGUGGUCCAAGGUGGUGGCUUACUGGCUCAAGAUCACAGCCCUCACCUGUGUCUACCCCGGGCUCCUCUUGUCUGCCGCCCCCUCAGAGGUGUGGCCGGCGGUGGUGGCACUCCGGCGGUGCUGGGCGUGGCGGUGCCUGCGUCAGGACGACCCAGGACUCCACCUCUCCAGCCUCGACCUCGGGGCAGGCGCUGACGACUCCCUCAGGAAGGGUCGAAGGAUCUCCCGGUCCUCCCACGCCACCGACACCACCUUCCUCUCCUCUCCCGCCCACUCUGCCAGGGACGCCGCCACACCUCCACCCUCCCUCACCAGGGUGUGAUGGUGGCGUCACUCCCUCACCAGGGUGUGAUGGCGGCGUCACUCCCUCACCAGGGUGUGAUGGUGGCGUCACUCCCUCACCAGGGUGUGAUGGUGGCGUCACUCCCUCACCAGGGUGUGAUGGCGGCGUCACUCCCUCACCAGGGUGUGAUGGCGGCGUCACUCCCUCACCAGGGUGUGAUGGUGGCGUCACUCCCUCACCAGGGUGUGAUGGUGGCGUCACUCCCUCACCAGGGUGUGAUGGUGGCGUCACUCCCUCACCAGGGUGUGAUGGUGGCGUCACUCCCUCACCAGGGUGUGAGGGACGGUAUAGCAAGAACUCUCUCACUACCACAUAUCGUCUCGCACAAAAGGAAUAUAGUUUUCUGAGUGUUACCCACUGAGCAACGCGGGAAUAUGGAGGCUGGGCAUAUUACAGAUGAGAGGAACGAGGCACCGCCACUCCCUGAGAGGAGUAUCGGUGAGGUGUGCGCCGCCGUGGUGAGUGGUGGUGUGAGGUGGGUGGUGAGGUAGGCAGGUACACACAUUCAUGAACAUUAAGUGAGUCAAGAGGCUUGCGUAGGCCGUAAAAAUGAGGUACACAGGUGCCUCGUCCGCUUACAUACCUCAGGGCUGGUUCAUGAAUCAGCUAGGCAAGUACCUGCCAACAUUACAUCUUCCCUGAGUGAUGGCGGCGUGCACAAACCCCUGAUGAGCUACGAAGCACCAGGGGCUGUGUAUAACAACAAUAACAUCUGAGUGGCAAGUUUCCAGGCUCGUAAACUGCUUAAUACAUGUCGACAAAUCCGCCAAACAUCGAGGAAAGAUGUACAGGUUUCGUAAGCGAUUGAGCAAAGGUUUGUUGAAUCCUGGCCGUGAGUGAGAGUACACUCUCUCCCAAGUCCUCCCAUUACCAGCCAGGGUUCGUCAACCGUUUACACAACUCCAACAAAACCUCUACAUAUUUCCUUAAUCACGGAGGCUUUGUUUACAUUUAUUAAGCAGUUUGCGAGCUUGGAAACUUCACAACCCAAGGUUGUUAUUGUUAUAAACAACCUCGCAGCGCUUCAGAGCUCGUAAACUGUUUAAUAAGUGUAAAUAAAGCUACCAUGUUUGUUGUUGUUGUUGCUAGGCGCUGAGCAGCAGGUGACACAACCUGCUGCUCAGCCGUCUAUUCUUUCCUCACUCUCCUAAGUAAGGAGGAGGUAGGCUGGGCCCAGAUUCACGAAAGCACUUACGCAAGUACUUACGAACGUGUACAUCUUUCCUCAAUCUUUGGCGGCUUUGGUUACAUUUAUUAAACAGUUUACAAGCAUGAAAACUUCCCAUUCAA